This is a messenger RNA of Lathyrus sativus (Indian pea), 471 nucleotides long. NCBI's taxonomy places the organism in Eukaryota, Viridiplantae, Streptophyta, Magnoliopsida, Fabales, Fabaceae. The record is from the annotation of a GenBank genome assembly.
AUGCCAACAACAGAAGUAACAUUUAUGCGCACCUUGGUCACUGUUCUAUCUCAAGAACCGGAUAAUGAACAGAAAGUUCUUAAAACCUUAAAACAUGCCCAUACACGAGCAUCUGAACUUGGUUCUGAUUGCUUCUUUGGAAAAGAUGAGGUUGGAAUACGUGAGCUACAUUGGUUUGCUGUGACUUCAUGGAAUUAUGGUACAAAGACAGGACAUGAUAAGAACUAUGAGUUGUCUGCUGAGUUUUUAGGACUUGCAUCAAAUUUUUACGCUCUAGUUAAAGGGUCUAAUGAUGAGAACAAUGUCAUGGUUUGUAAGUCAUCAAUGAUAGCUUUAGAAUUUCAGAGGAAGGCUGCUAUGUCAGAAACUGAAGUCAAACAAGCUGUAACUUUACUAGAUAGAGCUGGGCAGAUGCUAAAAUCAAAUUCAGCUGGGAACUCUGUUAAUUAUAGCCAAUACCAUUGCACCUGA